This is a messenger RNA of Soboliphyme baturini, 1250 nucleotides long. Lineage: Eukaryota; Metazoa; Nematoda; Enoplea; Dioctophymatida; Soboliphymatidae. The record is from the annotation of a GenBank genome assembly.
AUGGCUGGAGUGCUGAAACCGAAAGCUGCCAAUAUCCUUGUAUCUGCAUUGAGAGCCCGUCACCCGAAGGUACCGAUACACAUCCAUACCCACGACACGGCAGGAGCCGCCGUGGCCAGCAUGAUCGAAUGUGCCAAGGCAGGCGCUGAUAUUAUUGAUGUGGCAGUCGACUCGAUGUCCGGCAUGACGGCUCAGCCCAGUAUGGGCGCCUUUGUUGCUGCCCUUCAGCGCAGCGAGCUUGACACAGGAAUCGACUUAAGUGACAUUUCGGCAUACAGCGCCUUCUGGGAAUUGACAAGGAUGUUUUACGGACCGUUUGAGUGCACGCAAACGAUGAAGAGCGGAAACGCUGAUGUGUACGUGCACGAGAUCCCAGGAGGACAGUACACGAACCUACAGUUCCAGGCGUUCUCGCUUGGACUCGGCGAGAAGUUUGAACAGAUCAAGAAAAAAUACCACGAGGCAAACUUGAUUUUAGGAGACCUGAUAAAGGUUACACCUUCGUCAAAGGUGGUCGGUGAUUUGGCGCAGUUUAUGGUUCAGAAUAAACUGGACGAAAAAACGUUGCUUGAAAAAGCUGACGAAUUGUCCUUUCCAAACAGCGUUACCGAAUUUUUGAAAGGUCUGAUUGGUCAACCUCCGUACGGGUUUCCGGAGCCGCUGAGGACCAAAGUUCUGAGGGGUGCCAAGUCGAUGACUCGCAGACCUGGAGAACUGCUUCCUCCGCUGGACAUGGAUAAGUUGGAGGCAGACUUGAAGAAAAAAUUUGGCAAUGGCAUAACGAAAUAUGACGUCAUGUCAGCCGCUCUGUACCCGAAAGUGGCGAAUGAUUUUUUCGAGUUCCGGGAGACUUACGGCCCCGUCACUAAACUCCCAACAACGGCGUUCUUGGACGGAUUGAAAGACGAGGAGGAAAUCGACGUAGAAAUCGACAAGGGCAAGUUGUUGCAAAUUAAAAUGCUAGGCAAAAGCAAAGUAAUGGCAACCGGUGACAGAGAGGUGUUUUUUGAGGUUAAUGGAAUGCCUCGCAGCACGUUCGUCAGAGACAAGAAAGCUACGAAGGUAACAGGGUCAUUCGUAACCGAUAGAAAAUUUGAAACGAAGCGUACUAAUCAUAACUACGACCAUUGCGGCGGAGUUAUCGAAAUCGCCAUAAACCCUCAUCACAAACGUCAUGAAAUAACUUUCAGCCACAACUCAUCCAAGGCCAUAUUUCACAGCCCUGCCCAUUGGCUCCUGGUUGUCUAGGG